GCGGAAUUGGAACCCGCUGAAUAGUCCCAUCACAUCAUCUUGCUGGCACGCAAUAUGGAGGCUAAUAGUAAUACUAGUAACAUUCAAUGUCAUGGCGUUAGAAUUCCAGUCAAUUUAGUGGAACUUCUACCGGCAGCGGGAUACAAAUACCAUCUGUGCGACAUUGAUGAGUUGCCAGGAUCAAGCUACUCAUUCAAUGCUACCCUGAGAGUGAAUGUAGCUACUGAGGCCCAAGCCGUCCAGUGGGUUGAUGACUUCAAGGGAUCAUCCUCCUGCACAUGGCGAGUUAAAACAACUUAUCCAUGUACUGGGAAAUAUGUUGUCUUCAAAAAAGCAUACAUAUGCCAUCACAAUACACGCCCAAAGCCUGGUGCCAAUGAAAAAAGAAAAACGCCAUCUAAACACACCAACUGCCCAACAAGUUUCCAAGUGACUGUGAAGAAUUUCAAGACGGCCAAUAACCAGGAAUCCCGAAACAAGACAGACAGGCAUUUGCCGGAAUUUCCAGCAGUUGUCAAGUUUUGUUAUCAACACAACCACAACGUCAGUUGUUCUGAUGCAUUGAAGUAUAGAGAUGUUUCAAGAGAGACGACACAAAAGCUCAGAGAGCUAUUCCACAGGAAGUACGGCCCCACGGCUGCGUUGGAAGCGCUGAAAAACCAACUUCAAGUGGAGCAUGGUUCUAAUUACUACAAAGUAGCAGCAGACAGAGCAGUAUGUCCAGAUGUACAAUACUGUUGCAGAUUAUACCAGAAAGUCCUCAAAGAGAAUUCCGUUAAUGCAAGCAGUGCCAGUGGGGAGAACACGACGUUGACGGGCCUGACGGAUCUAGCUGAUCAGUACAAUGCCACAAGUGGAAACAUGGCUGUGGCCGUCACAGAUGACCAUCAAGUGAUAGCGGCCAUCUGCACACCUCUAAUGCAGCGUGUACAUGUUCUACACCAGUACAGCAGUGAGCUGUGUUUCAUGGAUGCUUCAACCAACUUGGACAGGCAAGAUUGCAAAUGUUAUCUUCUGCUGACACACUCAUGUGUGGGUGGGCUUCCUCUAGGUGUUUUGAUUACAACAUCUGAAACACAGUCCACCAUCAGUGCUGCACUGGACCUGUACAAGACCAUCCUUCCAGCCGGCUGCUUUGGAGGCAGAGAUGCCAUCGGUCCACAGCUGUUCAUCACCGAUGACUGCCUGGCAGAGCGACAGGCUCUCAACGAAGCAUUCCCCCAGUCUACACUACUUCUGUGCUCCUUUCAUCUCCUUCAAGCAACACGGAGAUGGUUGUGGAGCGCAGCAAACAAGAUUCCCCUCACAGAACGCUCCAAUCAUCUGAGCCACAUGAGAAGGAUGAUUCUUGCUCCAUCAGAAGAAGAAGCAGACUCCUUCUUAGCUUCCAGCAUGGCCAAUCCAAAACUCCAUAAGUCCUUCAAAGACUACCUGCAAAGGGCUUACGAGAGGAAGAAUGAGUGGGCCUGUUCAUACCGAACAGAUCUGCCUCUCAUAAGCAACGUUGCAAACAACUUCUGUGAAGCUGCUGUGCGGGUGUUGAGAGACAAGGUUCUGUCUAAAACCAAGGCUUUCAGCAUCGCCCAACUGGCGGACUUCGUCUCCAACCGCCUCGAAGACUACUACCAGAGAAGAAUCCUGGAUGUGGCCAAUGGCCGCUUCGACAACAUACCUAGCAGCAAGAACGUGGUCAAUGCAUGUGAUGGCCUUACGGAACAGGACAUCACCAAAAUAUCGGAAACAGAGUACAAAGUUGUGAGCCACAGCCCGCCUGACACUGAGUACCAUGUGAAUACUCACGUGGGAUGCUGCACAUGCUCCAUAGGGAGAACAGGAGGCCCAUGCAAGCACCAGGCUGCAGUUGCUCGCUUUCAUUCUACACCUUCACUGAACUAUGUACCUUUAUUGACAGACACCAAUGCAAGACUUCUCUUGUAUAGAAUUGCAACAGGGAGGGAGGUAGCAGAGGAAGGAUGGUUUGCAGGUUUGGAGAGCGUUCCAGUAGAGGAAUUAACGGUACACUCUCCAAACCUGGUCCCUGAAGAGAUGCCAGAAACGAGGAAUGUAAACUUAACUGCAGCUGUGGACAGCCUACUGUCGUUCAACAAGCGUAAAGCUCCUCAUUCACAAAUUGUUGCUGAUGUCAAAUCUCGCUUGCAAAGCAUGGGAUCCAAGAUUUCUGAUAAACUAGACUUGGAUCCAGAAACAUUCCUGCCCGCUGUAGAGUCAAUGCUCGAGCAGUUUGAAACAAUCAAGACAGACAGCCACUUGCAGUCGGCAUUACAUAGUUUCGGCAUGUGCACUGGCAUCUGUAUGGCCCUGAAGAAACGGCAAAGAAGGUUGUUGCCUGCUGGAUUAUUGCCUGCUGGAACAAGCUACGUCGUAGUUCAGCCUACUGCAACAGUCAACAUGUCAUCCUCUCUCUUGCCAGCCCCAAAGAGGAAAAAGGCAGCACCCCAUAGUUUGAGCCACUGUGUUAGUAAAAACACAUAGUACAAAACAAAGGAGUUAUAGUCUGUGGGCCAGUGGGGUCUACCGUGAACCCCCACGUUGCUACUUUUUGGGUGUCAUUGUGUGCAUUGAUAUCUCCUCUGAUGAAAACAAAUGUUCCCAAGAAAACAACUAAUUUCCACUAUACUAGUCAUACUAGGGCAAUAAAAAUGGCAUAAAUAACUUUUUAAAAAUUGCAACAAAAAGUUUUUCAAUGAUUUCUAGUAGUAUUUUACGUCUAGAAGUCUACAAAUAUCUGACCUUCCGAAAACCCCUAUUUCAAAAUAGUGUCCAAGAUGGUUGCCAUAGCCUAAAUAUGGCCAGAAAACAAUUAUUAUCUAUCCUGAUAAUCCAAUGAGAUUAAUAAAAAUGUUGUUGAGUAUUUGGGAAGCAUGGAAAUCCAAAAUGGUGUCCAAAAUGACUGUCAUUAAAUACAAAAAAGGCCAAAAAAAGUUAAUUAUAUUUCCAGCAGGCGUGAAUUUGGUGCCUAUCCCUUGGUUUUAGGGAUAAUAGAAUCCAUCUAGACUAAUGAAAAAAUCAAUGAAGGAUGAGGAAACCAAGAACGUUAAUGUGGUUCUAAAAUGGCCACCGAUUCAUUAAAAUUAACCGAAAGUUAACUGCUAUUCCAAGAAUAUAUGUCGUGUUUUUUUGGUACAUAUCAAUUUAAUGUGGUGGUAAAAAAGUAAUUAUUCUUUGGGGGGGAUUUAGCAUAGUAGUUUUGACAUUUAUAGUGAACAAUUUGUAUAUACCUAAGCAAAUUCUGUUUCAAAAUGGCGUCCAAGAUGGCCGCCAUUACAAUAUAUUGGUUCGAUUACAGACUUUCAAUACAUUACAUGUUCCGUAUUUUGUAUCAAGAGAUAUUGUAACUUGUACCACACUCGGAAUUGUGUGCCAUAUUAUAAAAGAGAUAACUGCUAUUAGGGCAUAAGAAAUUAGGAAUGGGGGUAACCAAAAGAAGCCUGUCUUCAUAUCACAUCCCACUCAGAUUUGAUGUUGACGGGGGUGUGCCGCUGAUGCCUUGAAACCCCUACCCAUUUUUAAGGGUCAUUUUGGCUGAUUUUUUUUCAAGGCCCAUUUCACAU
Messenger RNA from Strongylocentrotus purpuratus (purple sea urchin), 3572 nucleotides. RefSeq lists its product as uncharacterized. Gene Ontology annotation, molecular function: zinc ion binding. The record is from RefSeq and is a predicted model, not a curated record. Bases 55 to 2493 code for a protein of 812 amino acids. NCBI's taxonomy places the organism in Eukaryota, Metazoa, Echinodermata, Echinoidea, Camarodonta, Strongylocentrotidae. The transcript is spliced from 10 exons.